AUGAUAAUGACGGUGGCGGCGGAUCAAGCGAUGAAGUAAUAAGUUCAGCGGAUGAAGAAUCCGGAGGUGAUGAUUCCUCGACGGUAAAAGAUAGUAAGAAGCAGAGAAAGAUAAACGAGUUAAAUUCAUCCAAUUCCAAGAGUGGAAGUUCCACUUACGUUCAGAAUAAUCAAAUGCAUUCUGGAACCUCGAAAACUCAACAACAAAAGUUUUGUGUAGUCGUGGUACCGCCACCUGAUCUCAAGGCUAUAAUCGAUAAGAUGUCUGCAUAUGUGGCAAAAAAUGGACAAUCUCUAGAAGCCAAAGUUCGAGAAAAACACAUAGAUGAUCCUCGAUUUAGCUUUUUAUUACCGUGGAAUGA
Acaulospora morrowiae is the source of this 361-nucleotide messenger RNA. NCBI's taxonomy places the organism in Eukaryota, Fungi, Glomeromycota, Glomeromycetes, Diversisporales, Acaulosporaceae. The record is from the annotation of a GenBank genome assembly.